AUGCCACAAAGGGCAGUCGCGGAAGCGUAUAGGCCAGUUUUCGAGGCCGCCAAGAUUUUCAGUCUGAGAUUGUCCAUUCGCGUUCCAAACCGGCCACCAGGACGGAGGCAGUUUGUCCUCGUUUCUUUUAGGCGCUGUGCCCAUUCGACAGGAGCCAUGAGGGCGGCCUACUUUUCGUAUUUUGCUCUGCGAAUCGGGCACGGGGGUCCUCGAUGCUCCCAACCUCUCUCCAUUCGCUGCCAUGAAUCACGGGCCCACGAAGCCUUUCUCGCCAACACUCUAGACGGAAGGAAGGUGUUCAGAAGCCCGACUUUCAACGGGCCUUAA
Protopolystoma xenopodis is the source of this 327-nucleotide messenger RNA. The record is from the annotation of a GenBank genome assembly. Lineage: Eukaryota; Metazoa; Platyhelminthes; Monogenea; Polystomatidea; Polystomatidae.